Molecule: messenger RNA, 2145 nt
Organism: Megalops cyprinoides (Indo-Pacific tarpon)
Lineage: Eukaryota; Metazoa; Chordata; Actinopteri; Elopiformes; Megalopidae
Gene: irf2bp2b
Product: interferon regulatory factor 2 binding protein 2b
Exons: 2
Coding region: 265-1779 (504 amino acids)
Biological process (GO): regulation of transcription by RNA polymerase II
Cellular component (GO): nucleus
Molecular function (GO): transcription corepressor activity
Source: RefSeq, a predicted model, not a curated record
AAAUAGAACAGGAGCUGGAACCACAAGUUAGUCUGAUGACGUCACCGUUCCACAUUGAGCUCGCAGCGUAGUAGUGAGAGAGAUAGAUAGAGGCGCGCGGUUGUAAAGUACACACUGCCAUGAACUUCUGUUUGUAACUUAAUUGUUGUUGCUGCUGUCAGGAGGGAAAAUACAACAAAAAAACUUUCGGUUCGUGUUUUGAAAAGAAUAAAACCAAAUCAGCGGACAUUUGGAGAAGUUUUUUUCUUCACUUUUGCGAAAGCGAUGUCGUCCGCGGCGGUUGCUGCUUCGAGAAGGCAGUCAUGUUAUUUAUGUGACUUGCCCCGCAUGCCGUGGGCUAUGAUCUGGGAUUUUACCGAGCCCGUCUGCAGAGGAUGUGUCAACUACGAAGGAGCCGACCGUAUCGAGUUUGUGAUUGAGACAGCCCGGCAGUUAAAGCGGGCUCAUGGCUUCCAGGAGGGGAGAUCUCCGGGUCCAGGGAAACCGCAGCUGUCCGGGAAAGAGAUCCAGUCCAUCAACCACACGCCUGGAGAUCCCGGAUCCCGGCCGCCACAGCCCCUGGAUCGCUAUCCUCUCACCUCCGAUCGGCCGCCAAGACUAGGUCCAGAAUAUCAGUCAGGAAGGCAGGCUAACGGUAUUCCUGUGCCGAAUGGAUUUCCUAAACCAGACGAUCCUCCGGAGCUGAACCGACAGAGCCCCAACCCGCGUAGGACUAGCACGGUCCCUCCAAAUUUAGUGCCUUUGGUUAACGGGAACAUGCCCCCUGUACACGCGCUCAAUGGAAGACCCGCACAAAUGGGAAUCCCUGGAACACUAACGGCGCCAAGCCCAAACGAGCUGAGCAGCAAGCGACCAGAGGAAAUGAAAGACAAGCACAGACCGGACAGUUUGUCCGACAUCAGCGAGACCCACAAGAGAGCCGAUGAAUGGAUGAACAAGGGCAAAACAGUCAGGGACUUAAUGGCGCUACACACAUUCGAUAGCAGGUACAAGAAAGACCAUACGCCCAUGCAACAGAGGGUGAUGGGAUAUGAACCGAGCGCCACAACCACAAAAUCAGACAGGGGAAAGCACCCCCGAAACAUGAAGAGAAAAGCCUCCCCGGAACCUGAAGGGGAGGGCACCGCCGCAAAGCUUAACGGAGAGGGUCAGCCAUGGCUGCCGCCUCCCGCAGAGGUUCUGAAGAUGUCCGGCGGGCCCCCUCCGAGCUUCGCCACGCCGCCCUCCACGAUAUCCCCGCACUCCCGCACCACCCCGCCGGAGGCGGCGCAGAACAGCCAGUCCCCGAUGGCGGCGCUCAUCCUGGCUGCCGACAACGCCGGGGGCAACAGCUCGCCCAAGGACGCCAUCCAGGUGCACUCGACCACCCGGCGGAACAGCAGCAGCCCACUCUCCCCCUCCUCCAUGAGCCAGAGGAGGCUGGCACAGCGGGAGGCGCCGGGAGUGGGCACGCCGCACGUGCCGGGCAUGGAUCAAGUGCACCCCCAAAGCAUUCCGGACUCCUCUGUCCCCAGCAGCGUUCCGCUGUGCUGUACCCUCUGUCACGAGCGCCUGGAGGACACGCAUUUUGUUCAGUGCCCCUCGGUGCCGUCCCACAAGUUCUGUUUCCCGUGUUCCAGGGAGAGCAUCAAGCAGCAAGGUGCCACCGGGGAGGUGUACUGUCCAAGCGGGGAGAAGUGCCCCUUGGUGGGCUCGAACGUACCGUGGGCUUUCAUGCAAGGUGAAAUAGCCACCAUUCUCGCAGGAGAUGUAAAAGUAAAAAAGGAGAGGGACCCUUGAUUUUAUUAUCAUUUUUUUAACAAACAAAACAAAAAAAAAAUGCGUAUAUAUACAUAUAAAUUACAUGCAUACCAUCCAAACAAAACUAAUGGACUUGUACAUAUUGGACGCAAGGGAAGUGUACACUUCGUAAAACAUGGCUGUAUAAUUUUUGAUUUUUGAAUACAUUGUGUUUCUAUAUUUUUGAAGAUAAAGGUAUGUACUCAUUAUAAUGGACUACUUUCCCUUCUUUUUGUUGAUGUUAAAGCAAAUUAUUGAUGUACUUUUAGGUCUGGUGGCAGUUCCUGUUAAACAUAGAAUGUGACUAAUGCUACUCUACGAGCACUUGGCAAAACUGAAAUGCUUCUAGCUGUACUUGUUAUGCAC